This is a messenger RNA of Porites lobata, 14269 nucleotides long. The record is from the annotation of a GenBank genome assembly. NCBI's taxonomy places the organism in Eukaryota, Metazoa, Cnidaria, Anthozoa, Scleractinia, Poritidae.
GUCAUAACAUUUUGAAUUGAAUGAUUUGUUUGAAAAAUCUUCAGCCUGUUUAACGACUGUGUUUUACCAUGACACGAUACCCUUUCAGUGAAUUACGGGUUAAUAAAUUUAAAAUGGAAGACGGCAAGGAAAGGCACGUGAAACGAAGCGAGGCGAUCGAAAUUUCGUGUGGAGAUGGAAAGAAAGAGAGCAGAGGCGAGAGUUUACAGGAGGCUUUCAAGAAAUUCCGCAAGGAUAGACAGGUAUUCAUAAAACAAACCGAGAUGAAUUACUUGAUGCGCAAAUAUUUAGGAAUUUACUCUGAUCGAUCUAGACGGCUGUAAGACAAGUCUUUGUCGUAAUUUUAUAUACCCUGCGAACAGACGGAGGCCCUUCGAUCUUCCUAGGUGAGUCUUCCCGACUUAUCUAGGAAGAUCGAAGGGCCUACGCUCGCAGGGUAAAUUUCAUAUUACUGGCUCGUUUAUCUCAGGGUUUUUCUUAAGACAAGGUAUUAUAUCUUGCCUCAGAACUCGCUUGGACUAAUUUUAUAUAUGAAUAGGUUACAGCUGUGCAUUUAGAAUGAAAGUUUGUGCAUUUUUUAGAAAAAAUAACGUUAUGUCUGUAGCGGAAUUCAAUACCCAGCAAAAGGUGUUGAAGGAGGGAAGGCGGGUCCUUCCGCAUUUAAAUUCUUUCUCUAAUGCCCAACUGGCUAAUAUCUAAAGUAAUUUUGCUUACAAAAUGAGACUAGCUCUACACAUGUAUGUAUCUUGCUCUUUCAGUUGUGAAACAGAAAAGUCUGACUGAUGCACAUGUGUAUACCUUGUCUUUAAUCCACUGAUCAGGCAAAGUAAAUUGGGGAACUUACUUUACAUGUUAUAUAGUGAAAUAUAUAAAACUGCUCUAGUAAGGCCUUAAACUGCUGUUUAAAAACUAAAAACUUAAACUUAAACAGCAGUUUCACGCCUCACUAGAACAGUUUUAUAUAUUUUUAAUUAUGCUACUGAAGGACAACAUGAAUAGGUUGUAUAAUGAAAUGACUUAAAAUGCUAGCGAACAGAACAUUGGCAAAAUGACUGUAAAUCAGUGUGGAGAGGCAGGGUGUGCUUUCUAACCUUUGUGUCUAUGUUUUUCAGAAUGUUUUAACUCUUAGGUUUAGGUAACAAGUUUGAGGGAGUUGGCUUUCAGGCAAGUUUACUACUGGUUAUCAGUUGCAGACAUUUGGUAACCUUAUCUAUAUGUUUGUAUUGUAGAAGGCAAUACGUUUGUCUAAGCAAGUGAAUGAGGAAGCAAUAAAGUGGAGAGCCGAUCCUAAAAGAAUGCACAAUCUAAGAACGAGAUUUGUUGAACAGUGCAAGCAGUACUUUGGAGUGCCCUAUGCAAAGAAAUACCAGGAACCAGGAAGUAAGACUUUGAUGUCCAACUUUUUAAAAUCUUUUUUUUUCUGUCUUUUCCACCUUCUAAAAUAGAAUAGAGUGUAUAUACCAUAAAUCCUCUAUAUAGACCCCUCCCCUCCCCUCCCCUAAUUAUUCUUUACUAAUAAAUGAGAGACUGUAUUGAUCAAUCAUGAUUGUAAAACUUUGUGUGGACUGAUUCAGGAUGUUUGGUUUAUUUAACGAUUGGAAGUUCGGAUUUGAUUCUGAUCCUUGGCGACAUUACCUCCAACCUUCUUGUUCUUGUGAGCUUCUAGUAUUCUAGUUCUUUAUGGAGAACUGAUACCAUCGUCUUUUCUAAAUUAAAUAAGCCCCUCCCCCUCUCAAACGAAUGACGACCCCUCCUCAAAUGGGCUUGAAAUAAAUAAGCCCCCUUAAUAGAGGGUUUAUGGUAUAUAAAAAAAUUCUCAUCAUAACUUGUAGUUAACCCUGCAUGCAAAGGUUUCUUUCCAUCGUGGCUUUUAGCAUUUAUGAAGUCAUUUGCAUUGCUUGUCAGUCGCAUAGUUGGUUUGUUUAUGCCCCCAUAGGCAAACCAAUUAUGUGACUGACAAGCGAAGUAAAAUAACUUUGUAAUCGCUAAAAGCCAUGUCAGAAAGAAUCCUCAGCUUGCAGGGUAAUUUUAGUGCACGUUGCCUUUAGUUAACAAAGCCCAGCUCUGUUAUUGUAUCAAAAUGAUUUGUUAUUAAGCAAUGAAUGGUUUUUCUUAAACAGCCAAUGAAUACAACUCCCCUUUGUUUCUUGAUUGUUGUGGCUUGGUCAGAAAAGUUCUUCGGGAUCUCAAGGAGGACUUCGGUUUUGAAGUUGGUCCCUGGAAUCAAGCCUACAUGGUAUCAAUUUUAUUAAUGUGUAAUGAAUUAUUUAUUCUCAUUGGUCAGUUCAUUUAAGACCUCUUGACCAGUACUUUCUUUGUUAUUCUUUUGUUUUUCAUAACCAGGGCAAGAGUCAUUAAGGUUUUAAGUUGCCAGUCUCUUAGGAUAUUGGUCAUUUAUCCCACAAUUUCUUCUAUGUUUGUAGUGUUCAACUUAUUUCAAAACUUUAAGUAGUGGGUUGAUUUUACUGAAGUAGCCUGCUAAAAAAGCCGGCUCCCAGCUACUGGCUACUAAUGAAAGCCCUGAUUACAGAAGUAAGAGAAUGAAAUUUUGAUUUUGGAACUCAGUUCCAGUAGGAACAAAAACUUAAUAAUAUAUAGAAUAGACAGCCUUGAUUACAGUAAAAAAAAAAAUUUAAGUGUAAUGCUAAACAGGGGACAACAAUGAAAAAAUUUUUUGAUUUUGGGAACUUCCAGUAGGAACAAAAUGGGUUGAUUACCACAUUUCCUUAGCUAUGGGGCUCCAGUAUUAAAUCUCUUAGGUUGGGGUUACCCUCUGUUACAGUGCCUCAUAGCCAUUUUGUGUUUUCUUGUUUUUCUUUUUCUUCGUCCACCAUGUAACAUUUUCUUGUAUGGCACUAAUAAUAUUAUUAAGAAAAUUGUUUGAAUGUUAAUAUUGCUGGUGUUCUCCUUAUCAUGCGGUAACCGGUAAAAUAUUUACGGCCUGAAGUAACACCGCCUGCAACCACUUGAAGGUUUACGAAAAUUAAAUAAAUUGUUUUAAAAAAUACGCAAGUUGUGAUCCGAUCUGAUUCUCACAAGGGUAUGAAUGAAUAUAUGGAAAAGUUCUAAAGUAUGCAUAGCUUUUCUUUUUAUGGGCCUCCCAUUUUGGAAAGAAAUCAUUUCCAAAGAAUAUAGAGUAAAGUUAUGUGGAUUCAAUGUUUUAAACUAUUGUCUAGAGAUAACAAUGACCGAUUUGCGCAAAGUAGGUCUUAAAAUAAGGGAAUGACAUUUCAAAGAACUUAGCUCCUAAAUUUCCAUGUGAGGGUGGGCCAUGUCACUCACUCCACUACCCCCUCCCCCACUAGGAAAGUGCACCUCUGGCGCAUAUUUUUUGCCUCAUCGGCCAUGAAUGGUCUCUUACCUGCUGAGCUAAAAUUUAGGGAGAACACUGUAUUGCUGUUUUGUAAGGAAAUGCUAUUUUAUAUUUUCCUUAUUCUAACAAUUAUUGAAAGUUAAAGAGGAUUAGAUUCUCAUCUAAUGAGCUCUGGUUUUUCAGUAUGACACACUUCCAGUGGAUAUUGAGAAGCCAGAGGACAUGAAACCUGGUGAUCUGGUGUUUGUGUCUGGAAUCUACCAUAAUCCUAAAUGUAAGUUCAAAUUGAACUCAAACCCCACCUAAUAUGGACACAAAAGGAAGGGUGUGCAUGUGUUCAGUUAAGAGGAGGUAGCAAAUGUAUGAAGAUUGACAUCUUUGAGACCAAGAGAACUGUCCGUAAGAGAGAAGUGUCCAUGUUGAGGCUGUUUCUGCAAAGAAGGGUUUGAUUUAAAUUAACAGUGAAGAAAAUUGCACAUGAGAUUAUAAACUAAAGUAGUACGUUUUAUGCACUGUUUAGUUGGUAAUACAUUAAAAAUUAAUGUCCAUCAUUCUUAUUUAUUUAUUUUUACUUUAAAAUUUAUAUUUGUGUAUUUCUGUUAGUUAAACUGCAUCUAUCGUUAAUUUAUAGUAGGUACUUGUAAGUGAUUCCCUUGGAAAAAUGUAAUGCUGUUUUAUUUCAAAUUUUCAGCAAAGAAACAGCGUCACAACAUGGUCCAUGUUGAGGUUUGGGCAGGCAAUGGAGAAAAAACAAUUGGUGCAAGAUGGCAACGUGGAAAGUAAGGUUUUGUUUUGUUUUUUUCGUGGAAAAGAAUGAGUCGCUGCUGUAAAAUUGUCUUUUUUUAAAUGUGAUUUGGUAAUAAUUACCUAAUAAUUAAUAUUGUCUCAAAUCCUUCUGCUUGAAAAUUUUUGGGGCUUCAUAUAAAUAUAAAUAGAUAAAUAAGUUAUAAGUUUUAUUUUUUUUGUAUUUUUACUAAUUCUAUUAUAACUGUUGUAUUAUUAUUUAUUAUUUGAUAUUUUUUUUCCAAAUAAAUUAAACUUUCAAUAUAUUAAUGAUCAUGUUUAGGAUACAGUAUCAUGAUUCUUACAAGUUCAGUGCCAAGAGUUACCACAGCAUGCAGUAUCAUUUUAAAUCAAUUGACACAUGGCUUAAAGGUAUCUGCAGAAGCCAUUGUCCAGAACAUUCCUGGACAAGGUCAAAGUAUCAGCCAGGAAAAAAGUCAAUCUUUGCUGAGGAUCAAGCUAAUGAAACCCCAGAUCAAGAUGCAGAGGAAGACCAGGAAAUUGAUGAACAAGUUAAUGUUUGUGGUGAUGGAAAUAGCUUCCAGUGCGAUGCAUCAAGUGACAAAGGUUUAGAAAGAGUUGGUCAACUUGUCUCUGCUGAAAAGCAAAAUAUCAUCAGGAAUCCGUCACAGGAUUGUUCCACUUCUGUUGAAGAAUUUUCUUGCAAAAAUGGUCAUCCAGCUACUGAUGUUUCAUUUUUAUCGGCAAAGUCUGAAUAUAGACAAAAAACAUUUCACAAUCUGGAUGAAUGUGUUACCUGGUUAAUAUCAAAGAUAACAAUUGAACUUGAGAAGGAAAUCAGUGAUGAAGGCGAUACUAGUGGCUUAAAGCUGACAGAUUCUUCUAAUGUCAUAGACGAAGAUUUCAAGCAGGAACCUGUGAGAAAUAGCUGCCGAUGUCCUCAAUGUUGCCAUAUAACAAUAAACUGCAUACAUCAAGACAAAACUAAUGAUCAUUAUUAUAAUAAAUUCAAGGAUGAGGAUCAAUUUGAGAGACUUGAAGAUAGUAAAUACAUUUCAUCUUCACUGGAAUGUUUUGAUUUUGUGUACAAUGAUGCUAGUGACAGUCAAGCUGUUUCAAUAAUCCAAUGUCCAAACAACUCCACCGGUGGUAGCAGUAAUGCUCGACGUUCUGUGUCUCCUUCAAAAGCUGUAAGAAAGGGGAAAGGUGCGUUAAAGAAUUUGAUGCUGUUAGUAGCGUUAUGUACAAAUUACCAGGGCUGUCACUAUGGGCAAGAUCUUGGUCUACUUUCAUAGCAAACAAAAGAAUAAAAGAAGCAAAAGAGCUACCUAAUCAUUCAAUUUCCUGCCUGACCAGCUAUUGCAUAUAUCCAUCCACUUGAAAUGUUAGUGAUCGUGCUGACAGAUUACUUUGAAAAGUUUAUGCAAUUUAGUUAGCGGGUGGCCAGAAUCGUUACUAUUCAUUUGUAUGCCUGCCAAACUAACAGGACAGAUAGUUGAAUGCAGGCUGCCAGUAUUAAAAACUGCUAGUUGUUUAUAUUUUGAAUUGGCGAGAUGGGCCCUCAUUAAUUGUUUGAAAUGUCUCGAAAAUCAACCUCUUUUAUUAACUAUUAAAUUUCUCGUAAGUUGAAUUUUUUAGUCAAUGGAAUUUUCAUUAAAAGUGACCUUUAUCCAUAAAAGUACAUGUAUUUUUGUACCAGCAAUCAUCAGCUUAAAUUCAUCCUUGUUUUUAAUUACCAGUAAGUUUGCUUCAAUAGAAUUCGGUUCCUGUUUUUUGGCUAAUCAGAGCUGAUUAUCAGACUGAAUUAGCUGUUUAUAGUUUGAGUAAAAGUAAACUUCCUUUUUGUUCACCAUAAAUAGGUUCUGGAAAUGAUUCAUCAUCAGGAAAUGGAAGAGGAAAUGGAAAUGAAAAGAAUAACAAUAGCAAGGAUACCCCUCACAAGAACUCGCGAGGUGGUGCAAGAUCUGUCAGUCAUCAGAAUGGCAAACAACCAAAAUUUUUUAUUGGAGGAGGAAACGGAAACUGGAUGUAAGAAUAAAGUUUGGAUCAAAUACUCUAAACUAAAGGAAAUGAAUCAGAAAGCCAAUAUCUUUGCAGCACCUGUUGUGAUCAUGCUAUCGCUGUUUAUCUCCAUGUUUUUGACAUGUUUUCUUCAUUUUUGGUUAACUUUGGUGCAUUAUAUUAAUUUUCAUACAGUAUAGCCUGCAUAGCAAGCACUUGGAAGAAAUGGGCCCAAGAAAGAACUGGGUGCACAGCAGCCCCUCGUGUGUCUCCGUUGCGCACCUGAUUCUUUCAUGUAUAUUACUUCCAAGCCCUUUCUAUAUACAGUGUAAAAAUCCAAGACGUUUUGAUGACAGGGUCGUGCAGGUGGAAAGGUUUCACGUGUACUUCUUUCAAAUCACAUGACUCCAAAGCAUCUUGAAUUUUAAUAAGUUGUGAGCGUCUGCAUUGUUUUAAGCUUGUAAAAAUUUAGUGAUUUUGAGAAAACAUGUCAAAAGAUGUCAAAAACUUUGUUAAGUGGCAAUGACAAUGUGAUUAUAGUUUGUAAACAAGAAGUUGAGACACUCCAAGACACUUUAAUUAUGGGAUAAACAAAUGAAUUUUUCUUUUAUUUUCAGUGACAAUAAUUAUUGGCUAGUUAAAAAAUGAGUGUUCUUCAGGAAUAAUAUAUUAAUCACAACCAUUUUCUGUUUGAAUUAAAGGAUUGAAUCUACAUUAGUUUCACUGGGCUGGAGUAAGAUUGAAGACAAGAUGGAUGAUUCUUUUAAACUAAAAUGGGUGGAAUGCAAGAGUCAGAUAAACUACGACAAUUUCAGGGAAGGUAAGUACACGAUCAAUAACCACUAUACAAUCAGUAUUAAAUAAAAGCAGUGAUUUUGGUAGCCCUGUUUCUUGUGUCCCUGACACAUGAAAAUCCCGAAAGACGUAAAAUUUCCUCCGGAGCGCAUUCCGUAGUAUGCCAAAAUCAAUGAAGCGACCUGAAGAUUGAAGAAUUUCCUGUUGCUUUGUGACUUUGAAUCUGUAAUGACAACCUGCGUGAAGUUAGUAAGAGAGCAAUAUCACAAUUUCUUUUUCAACAGGAGAGCAACUUGUAAAUCACAUUUCUAACAUCAAUCUGCUGACAACAAAGCUUGGUCUUCUGUGCAGCUUACAAGAAUACCAAAGGGUGCAAGAAAAAAUGGCCAAGACACCAUCUAAGUAAGUGAAACAGCCCACAUCUCACCUCUUGGCGGUGGAAUCCUCAAGUUGAAUAGAAGAUACUCAGUAUUUCGUUCUGAAGUUGUGGACUGUGACCACUCAUAUAUAAGCUUUUUAUUACGUAGAUGUUUGUAGUUUGUAUGGGAUAUGGUGUGUUUUGUUGUUCUGUGAUAGAGAAACCUGAUAUUUUUACCUACAAUGUGUUUUCCUUGGUUUUGUUGUCAUUUUUUAGGCUCCAAAUUUCAAUGAAUGAAUUUGUACCUGAAACUCACAAGCUGAUGUGUGAAACGGAAAAACUCAAGUUUGUGAAUGAAGUCUAUAAAGGUAAGAUUAACUCGUUUGAACCGAACGUGUCCGGUCAAGUCGCCGGAAAUUCAUGUCGCCCGAAAUGCUAAGUUUUGACACCCGAAUUUUAUUAGGGUACUACACAGAGAAACAGAGGUAAAUAAAGAAUGUGUGUACAAUAUAUCUCGUUCUUUACACCAUCUUGAGACCAAACAAAUUGCCAGAAGAAAGGGUUUUUCCGAGCUAACAGUGACUUGUCUUACAAUGGGAUGCUAAAUUCAUUAAGCAAUCACUUCUUACAACUGCGGGCUUUUUAUUCUCAGACGGUGAAACUUGGAUCUGUAAACCAACAGGCAUGAAUCAGGGGAAAGGCAUCUAUCUUGUCAGCAGCAAAGAACAACUCAAAGAGAAGCUAAACAUAAAUGGAGAGAGCGAAUCAAGUGCAAGACGUAGCGUGGUGCGACCACCUCAGGGACGAGUCAUACAGAGGUACAAAUAAUGCCUUGAACUUACCUUUGGCUUCGUCCACUCUGGUAACAUUGUUUAUUCGCAGUCUCCUGAAACGGUUGGGUAGGAGAUUAUUAGGGUCCAGUUCUGCCUCCGCCGGCAGCUUGUCAUUGCUAUUGUGUUUUCUCUGUGGAAAAAACAUUGCAGUCGGUUUACGGUCAUCUCACCAUCAACGAAUUCGCCACCAAGAAGUCGACUCGCCACCAACGAAUAACUCUGAAAUAAUUGACACCGUUAAAUACCUAGGAUUACUUACCUAAGAUUUUUACUUUUUCAUCAAGCUUUUUCGAAUUUAAAUUCGACCCAAAUACAAGUCUGUCGAUCCUAAUGGACUAUCCUUGCGUCGAACGUCUUAUGCUCUUGGUAAUGCAAAUUCUACUAAUACAUGUAUAGGUUCUGUGAAUGUAAACUUUGACAUUUGAGAGAUCAUGUUAAACAAACUGGCAGAAACGGUCACAACCACUAGUCAUUUCUUUGAAACAUGAAAAUAAAGUAACGGUUAAGAAACUUCCUUCCAUGAAAGUUUAAAACAGUGCUAAGCUAAGUUCUAUUCUUGGUGGCGAGAUGACCAGAUACCUUGUAUUCUUUGGUGGCGAGAUGACCAGAUACCUUGCAGUCGGGUCACCUCCAGUGUUAUAAGCAGAUUUAGCAAAGGAAGCGUAGCAGCAAAUAAGAACCCAAAAACACGCGGAAAUGACUGAACGCCAGUUCUGUGCUCAAUUUGCCGCCUUGCGUUGAAAAGUCGGUUUUUUGUCUUCGUGCGCCGUCUUUAGCUCACUAUCGUCGCGUUGUCUUUCCUAAUCUGCCUUAGUCUUAGGUGAGCCCUUAGGUGACCACAUAGGAGGUACCCAAAUUCUCACAGUCAAAGCACUAGAAUUAGAAUUCUGACAAGCGACUUCUCGUUAGCAACUUGCGACUACUUUUUCCUGUCUGCCUUUCUUUUUGGUAUAUCCCAUAUAUCAACUAACAAUAUAUUGUCGUUUCCUUGGCAGAUAUGUGCUGAAUCCGUUGCUGUUGAAUGGCUACAAGUUUGAUGUCCGUACGUACAUGUUAAUCGCAAGUACCACGCCUUAUGUUGUCUUUUAUCAUCCGGGAUACGUACGCUUGUCGUGUGUCCCGUAUACACCCUACACUCAAGAUGCCGCUGGACUGCAUGCUCAUCUUACCAAUCAGGUUUGACCCGUUUAGUUAGUUUUGCUUUUACCAGAUAUCUUUGUGGGGUAGUCAGCAAUUAGCCUGCGAGUAAGCUCUGCGCUUUAGCGGCGGGCCGGGAAAAGGAAGGAGAGCUGGCAGCUACCUCUCUGGAUUGGGAAUUUGAAUAUCUGCAUCGAAAAAGUAGAUGCGAAAUGCUGAUGGCGGAGAUGACAUAAGUAAUGACGUCAUCAGUGUUUGUUUACAUUCGUGCUCGUUUCCGCUUCUCGCUGAUUGGCGGAAAUCUGACAUUUCAGUCGACAGGGAGCCACAAGGGAAUUGAAAGUAGAAUUUAAAUUCCAGAGACGUAGUUGCAAGCUCUCAAUUUCCUUUUAUAAAAGCCCUUAACCUGGAAACCAGGCUUUGUUGACUUUUAUCAGUAAACCCUAGUUUCUGACAAAAUCUCGGUUGCUUGCCACGACGUUUGGAAAACGCAUUUUAUAAUUUUAUAGUUAAGUCACAGUUAAAUGUUAUCUGAAAUCUCUGUUCCUGUGACACAGUAUGUACAGAAAAAACACCCCAUGUAUUCCACCAUGAAGGAAGAUACUGUCUGGAGUUUCGAUCGAUUGCAGUCAUACAUCGAUGAGAAAUAUGCCAAGGAAAAAGAACUCCCUGAAAACUGGGUCUACACAGCAUUCACGGUAAGUAAAAAAUAAAUAAAUUUCCGUUAUUCGCCCUCGGCAGUAUUUAUAGCACUGAUGAUAGUGGGGAAGAACAAAUGCCUGAAACAAAUAAUUAAACCAAACAUAAUGGGGUUAAGAAUCCCAACUAGUAGGAUGCAAACCAGCUGACUAUUUACAGGCGUGGUGGAGGAGUUAAACUUUUAUUAUUAUUAUUAUUUUUUAUUCAAAUGUAUUGUAUCUUUAUUAGCUUAGUAUUUUUAUUGUCAUGCGUUUUAUACAUGAGCUUCUUGCUCGGAUGAUCGGGGCAACCCCAUCCCACGUAUUGACGUUAAUAAAUUGAUUGAUUGAUUGAUUGGUUGGUUAAACUCGGGAUUAUCGAGAACAAAUCCAGCUAGCGGUCUGUCAGGGCGGGACUGGAACUCUGUGCCUCCGACUUGCAAGUCCAGCGCUCAAACCGCCCGGUCACGCUGCCUCCACAAGUCACUGUUCACGUUUCAUCCGGGGUUAAUACAGUGGAAUCUUCCGUAAGCGGACACCCUAGGAACGCGAAAAAGGAGUCCGUUAGGCGUUACUGGAGCUGACCGCUUGCGGGAAUGUAAAACUACAGAGUUUGUAUGGGAGUUGAGAAAAACAGGGUUUUAUGAAGGCAGCCGUAAGUAGAGCCGUCCGCUUACUAGAAUGGCGUCCGAUAGGAGAGCUUCGACUGUAUUAAUUAGUUUAAACUACUACAUGAGAAAUUACUGCAAUUUGAUUGGCUUAGAGCAGUGGUAUUUCAGCUCAAUUUGAAAUACCUACAUGUGAAAAUUACAAAUCUUUUGUGGGUAGCAGCGUACAAAGAAAGUAGUGUCCGAUAGCCCGGGGCUAGUAGAUUUUGCUAUCGGGCUAGUGAAUUCUGUUUUUAACUUGCCCAACGGGCAAGUGAUGUUUUAUGAGGAAUUUGAAUAACAGAAGAACAAAAAGUUUUUGGGGCUAAAAUGGGCUAGUAAAUGCUAGCUUCAGCUUGCCCGAAUGACAAGCUGUAAAAAUGAUUUUCUUUGCACCCUGGGGUAGUAGUAUAAACAAAUAAUAGCAUGAUUUGUACGUGAUAUUUGGCACAAAUACCACUUGUGAUAUUUCAAAAUUGUCUCAAAUUUCACGAGCCGUUAGGCGAGUGAAAUUACGUAUAACAAAAUUUCGAAAUAUCACUCGUGGUAUUUAUGCCAAAUAUCACCACAAAUCAUGCUAUUACCUAUACUAAUAUUCGCACUUUUGGUGAUUUCCAUUUGUGAUUUCCGUACUUUGAAAUCUCGCAUCUAGGCCUCCUGCUUUUUGCGUUUGACUUCCUCGUGAAUCAAUCAUAUUAUGCGCCUUUUCUUUUCCUUUUCAAAACCAUCAAGAUUUAUAAUUAUGAGCUUUGUAUGAUCAUGACUGUCAAGUUUUACUUUUAUUUUCCAGAAACGCAUGCAUCAGAUAAUGACAGCGUGUUUCCACAGUGUUCGUCAAAAGCUGCAUAGAAGAUCAGGAACUUUUGACUUACUAGGAUUCGACUUUCUUAUUGACGAAGAUUUUAAGGUUUGCUAGUUAGAUAAUCCUUUUUUACUUUUGAGAACGUUGAAAAAAUGUCUCCCAAGUCGCUUAUCGUAGGCUCGAUAACCAGCCGCUGUUCGGGAAAAUGAGCCCGCGCUCAUCAAAGACCGGACCCGGGAGACGGCGGAAAUCGAGCCUACGCUUAUCGCUACGGGCGUUUUUUUCGAGAUUGGAAUCAUUUUUGUGUGUGCGCUAAGAUCCAGUUGCAUAUGUUUAUUUUUUUCGUGCAUAGCUCUCUCUCCCGUGUUUAGCACGAGUUGCAUAAUUCCCGCCUUAGCUCACUUUACCAGUAUGCACUCAUAUAAUUUUUUUCGCGCUUAGCCUAUUUGCCCAUUGCCUUGCGUGCCACUUGUUGCAUCCACAGAUGUUGCCUGCGCUUUUUUUAGUUUGCAUGUUUUCUCGCGCUUACUAAAAAAACUUGGGUGCGUUUCUUUACUAAAAUCCAAAUCCGGAUUUUUAAUCUGAAAACGGACAUUUCGUUUCGAUACUAAAUCCAGAAACGGAUUUUUAAUCCAAAUGCUCCAUAACGGAGGUGGAUUCUUUGGAUCGUACUUUGGAUACAUGAUCCGAAGCGUUUCUUUAGUGAAUAUUGCCAGCGGUAGCUCGAAACAAUGUUAAUACAUACAUUAACUGUUUGACAACACGGCACAUCUUUAGGGCUUUUUUUGAACCGGAGUCAAGGAUUAUAAACGAUCGAUUUUAUCCGUUAUAUCGGAGUGGUAAGAUCGCAGUACAAACAAGACCAGCAUUGUUCUACAGGGUGUUUCAAAAGUUCGUUCCGAUUUUUUAUUCGCUCAAAUUUCACUAAUUAUUUUAAAAAAACCUUUUUUAAAACUUAGGAUAUUAUUCAUUAUUCAUUUAACAUUGAGUAACAGGAAUGUCUUCCUGUAUGUUUUCUGACAUUUUCUAAGCGGUGAGGUAUAGAAUGUACGAGCUCCCAAAGUGUGUCCAAAGUCACAUUCUUCCGGGCGAAGCGUAGUCACUGUCCUAGCUCGUCCAGUGUUUUAGAGGCUGGAUCUUUGUAUGUUGUCUCGUCUACGAUAAUCAAGAUGGUCUCUAGGGGGGUUCACAUCGCCGGCCGGUCCUCCUUUGGUAUAAAGUUGGCAAAUCCUUCUGACACCAUGCUUUCAUGAAGUGUGCCCCGGCUUUUUCUCUUCAAGGCUUUCCAACGUUUUUUGCUAACUUAUCCCCACACUGUUCUGCUCGAAACUUUGAUCGAUAAUGUGAAGUUGAAUUUUUCUUACCUUUCUGUUUUGUGGAAUUGUUACGCCUAUACUUACAGCUUUUUCGAUAAUAUUUCUCACACAUUUGGUGAAAAAACGGCCAUCUACUCCUUGGUUUGCCUUCUAAGGUCUUUUCCAGUGCAUAUCUUAUGGAUUUCUUUUGCUACAACCCGACUUUUAUUUUCUUGCUCUUUUGCAUUCCUUUUCACAUUCGUUCUUUCUUUGAUAACUGAGAAGCUUAUAACCACGAGCGUUUUUUUCUUAGGUUUGGUUGUUAGAGGUGAAUAUCAACCCUGCUCUUCAUACAAACUGCCAAGUGCUCAUGGAUCUCUUACCGGGGGUAGUCGACGAGACGCUAAGUAAGUAUGCCUCUUAGCGCGGGUAUUUCUCGAAUAGUUUUCGGUAGGCAAAUUUUAAUCAUUUUGUUCUAGUACUUCGAGAAGUAUCAACCAGCUGUUCUAUAGCCUGCGCCGCAGACGAAACUAAACCGUUCUGGUCAUGUACAUGUCCGUCUGCGAAACGCAAUUCCGGUAAUUUUUUGGGUCCGUUGUGGGCCCUGAACAAGGAUAUCAGCGCUGCUUCGCAUGGGUUGCUAACCGGUCUUAGAUUAUCUCUGCAAUGUAGGCCACUGUUCUAUUGAGGUAAAACAAUACGGAAUAGGGCUUUGUUAAUUUUAAGCCAAUUUGGUUUUCCAUAAUUACCCGAAUCUCCCUUUUCCAGGAAAUAGGUUGUGUGGCAAGCCGAUUGCUGCAUAGCCCGCGUAGCAAGCGUUUCUGUUUGGUUUCGGAGCAAAGAAAGACCAAGGAAGGGAAUUCUCGGUUUUGACCGCGCGAAAAAUGAAACGAGACUCUGCUCUUUCACUUGCGCCAUUUUUCGCGCUUUCUUUGAUUCUCGUCCCUCGUUGUUUGCUCCGAAACCAAACGGAAACGCUGGCUACGCAGGUUAAUUACUGGACAGCGACUCCCCUCACCUUGCCGCCGAUUGCCGAUUGCCGAUUGAUAGCCGAUUGUGAGUUUUCCCGUUCUAUAUUUUCUUUUUUUCGAAAUUAGGUUAACUAUGUAACUGUGAGAAAUACAAAAGCCAAACUGUUACUAUAAUUUUUUUUUCUUCUAGAACUUGUUAUCGAGAUUUCAGAGAAGACAAAGCGUAAGCGGCCAAUCUUUCCACUUGAAAGUCAGAAAGGUUUUCAGUUGUUAUACAACGGAGAAAAAUAAACAACCAAAGCGUCUGUCCUCUGCAAAGAACAGGCAAAGAGCUAAUUAAGAUCCAUCGUACAUGCCAGUCAAUAGCAGACUGUGAAACUGCUGAUGGUAUUUGGUAUCAUGAAGAAAGAGAUAACUAAUAACCCUGAAGCAGCUGAUCACUGUUCAAGGCCUGGCAGCCUGCUUUCUUGGUUUGCUAGAGACUGGUGUCUAAAUUGUGACGUGAUAGAUCACUUGCCCUGCCUGACUCACUCCUGAUGGCCUAUAAAGCAAGGCGGGUGCAUAAAAUGACUUGAAAAGACAUUUUGUUGUUUUUGUAAUUACGUACCAGUGAAUUUUCCCUUGUAAACGGAAAAUAAUCGUUUACUACUGUGAGUGUGGAAAGGUGUGGAGUAAUCUGCUUUGGAGGUCUUUAAC